UGGACCCAAGAAUUUAGGACCCUGUUCUUGCCUCUCCUGUAAUCUUUGAUCUCUGUUGCUGGAUGUGGCAAUGCGCAUAGAGAGACAGAGGGCUACAUGUGGAAAUAAGCAGGAAGGAAGGAAUCCUGAUCAUCAAUGGACAUGUUUAUGAGCACCUACCAUGUGUGUCAAAACUGUGCUGGGGGCUGCAAACACAGAGAGGGAAAAGAUAAGCUUCAUGCUCAAGUCUCUGGAGGUACACUGCCUUUGCUCAAAUCCUGCUUCUGAAUCUUGCAAACCAUAUACCUUGGGCAAGUUCUUUGACCUCUCUGUGCCUCAGUUUCCUCAUCUAUAAAAUGGGAAUAACAAUAGCACUGUUGUGAAAAUGAAACUGAGUUGAUAUAGGCAAAGUACCUUGAACAGUAUAUGACCCAGACUACAGGCUAUGGCAGUCUCUGCAAUUAUUAUAACGCCACGGACCACAGAGUCCAGGCAUGGAGACCUUGUUUCGUUCCUUAGGGGCUGAGGCAGUUGUCAUCUAUACCACACUUCAUUCCAGGUGGCCCACAAAAUAUGAGGGGCGGGGGCCACCCGUCUCUGCUGCUGCUGUACCUGGGAUUGACCACCUGCCUGGACACCUCACCCAGUGGGGAGCAAGACCAAGAAGUCUUCUUGGACUCCCCAGAGGCUCAGAGCUUCCUGGGCAGCCACAAACGAAUUCGUCGAGCCAAUCACUGGGACCUGGAGCUGUUCACGCCAGGGAACCUGGAGCGGGAGUGUUAUGAGGAGAAGUGUUCCUGGGAAGAGGCACGGGAGUACUUUGAGGACAAUAUUCUGACGGAGCGCUUUUGGGAGACGUAUAUCUACAAUGGCAAAGCAGGGCGUGGACGAGUGGAUGUAGCAGGCCUGGUUGUGGGACUGACAUCUGGCAUCCUGCUCAUUGUGCUGGCUGGCCUGGGAGCCUUUUGGUAUCUACACUGGCGACGAGGCCGAGGCCAGCAACCCAGUCCUCAAGAGGCCGAGCUCAUCAGCCCUCUGAGUCCCCUGAGCUCUUCGGGCCUGCCUACGCCCCUGCCGCCAUCCCAACCCCCAGGCCUCCCCACCUAUGAACAGGCUUUGGCGGCUUCUGGGGUGCACGACGCACCUCCGCCCCCCUACACCAGCCUCCGGAGACCUCGCUGAAGAGCUUCUUCGGAGCCGGGGUUCCCCUAACCGUGCCCCAGAUUCACACCGGAUUCCGGAAGCCCCCAAACCUCUUAAACUGCGGAGAUGAGCCUGGGGG
Molecule: messenger RNA, 1261 nt
Organism: Miniopterus natalensis
Lineage: Eukaryota; Metazoa; Chordata; Mammalia; Chiroptera; Miniopteridae
Gene: PRRG2
Product: proline rich and Gla domain 2
Cellular component (GO): extracellular region; plasma membrane
Molecular function (GO): calcium ion binding
Source: RefSeq, a predicted model, not a curated record